AUGGCCGCCGCCUUCAAGAGCGUUGUCAUUCCGCGCUUCUUGCUGCCGCUGCAGGGUCCUCUGUGGCGGGGUCUGCGCGUGCCGCCGCCCGGCGCCGCGCGGCAGCUUGUCCGCGUGCGAUACGCCUCCUCGUCACGCGCCGACGGCAAGCCCAUCGUUCUCGAGAAGCCCGCUCGGUUCAACCCGCCGUCGCACGGCUCCCGCCUGCGCAGCAAGGCGCUGCCCAAGCACUACAGCCCGCCGCUGAGCGAGGUCGAGGUGCAGGCGCGCAGUCAGCGCCACUACCCGGCCACCAUGGCGCCCGCGGGGUCGUGGCAGCACUGGUUCUGGCACAGCAAGCUGCUGCACACUUUCAUCACAAUGGGCACCCUCUUCGCCAUGGGCAUCUUCACCUUCUUCAUGAACUACGCCUACAACUCGCCCUACAAGGACCUUGUCCCGCCCACGUCCGCCCUGUUGUCCGACCCGGCCUACUUCUUUGCCGCCUGGAAGGAGGUCAUUCUCUCGCACGAAAAGGAUAAGGCGUUGAAGGCCGGCGAGCACCGUACCCGCCACCUCGACGACGUCGCCAAGCGCCGCUACUACAUGAAGGUGCAUGGCAUCGAGCCGAAGGAUCCCAUCAGCGUGGUCUUUGGCAAGGGCGAUCGACAGCUCUCCGAUGCGGAGAUUGAGGCAGCUGCUCUGGGCAAGGAGAUGCCGGAGAAGACGCCCGAGGAGGAGACCGCGGGGAAGCGCAAGAAGUGGUUUGGCAUCUUCUAA
Cordyceps fumosorosea ARSEF 2679 is the source of this 759-nucleotide messenger RNA. RefSeq lists its product as hypothetical. The transcript is spliced from 2 exons. Lineage: Eukaryota; Fungi; Ascomycota; Sordariomycetes; Hypocreales; Cordycipitaceae. The record is from RefSeq and is a predicted model, not a curated record. The coding region runs from base 1 to 759 and encodes 252 amino acids.